GGUCUGGAGAACACCAAGGGGGAGGAUCCUAUUUCACUCCCCUGUGCACAGCCCGAGCAUACAUCAGACCUUGAGGUGCUCAGAGUCAGACAAGAGUAAAGAGGCGUGUGAUGGUUCUGCCUUAGUACUUGUACAGACAGGAGUGUUUCCAGUACUUCUUUGUACAACUCACUGAGGGAAUGGGAAACUGUUUUAUAGCUCUGGAAACAUAAGCACAGUAAGAAUGUCUGAGGCUAUCCGAUGCACUCUGGUGAGCUGUAGUUGUCAGUGUUUCAAACCUGGGAAAAUAAAUCAGCGACAAUGUGACCAGUGCCGGCAUGGAUGGGUAGCACAUGCCCUGAGCAAAUUAAGGAUUCCCAAUCUCUAUCCAUCAAGCCAGGUAGAAAUAGUUCAAUCCAAUGUUGUCUUUGAUAUCAGUAGCCUCAUGCUGUAUGGAACCCAAGCUAUUCCCGUGCGCCUUAAAAUUCUGCUAGAUCGGCUUUUCAGUGUUCUGAAGCAGGAAGAGGUGAUACAGAUUCUCCACGCUCUGGAUUGGACACUACAAGAUUAUAUACGUGGAUAUGUGCUGCAGGAUGCUUCAGGAAAGGUGCUGGAUCACUGGAGCAUAAUGACCAAUGAUGAAGAACUGGCAACUUUGCAGCAAUUUCUUCGUUUUGGAGAAACUAAGUCCAUUGUAGAGUUAAUGGCAAUUCAGGAGAAAGAAGGGCAAUCAAUUAUAAUACCACCACCUACUGCUAAUUUGGAUAUUAGGGCAUUCAUAGAGAGCUGCAAUCAACAUAGCCCUAAUUUUUCAGCUUCCUUGGACAAAAUGAGCCCCACCAAUAUUCAUCCCUUUGAGAAUAUUGUGAAUAACAUGGCUUUCAUGCUGCCAUUCCAGUUUUUCAGUCCAGUGCCUCCACCUUUAAUAGGUUCGCCACCAGAAAGACACUUGAUUGAGCCGGGUCAAGACCAUAGCAGUGAAACUAAACAAGAUAUCCACCUACCUUUUACUGAAAGCAGCUUCCUAACUUCUAGUUCUGCACCGUUUCAAGUUGAAAAUGAGAGGAUCAUAAAUGGUCCAGAUGUCACCACUAAAACAGAAGAUGAUGCCCUUUUAAGUGAUUCGAGUUCACAUAAUACAGCAGCAAAGCUUGAAAUGACAUCACUCUCUCCAGAAACCAAAAUGAAAUCUGUUGAAAAAAAUGGCACUGGGCCAAGGAAAGGGCGUGUUUUCUGCACUGCAUGUGAAAAGACAUUUUAUGACAAAGGUACUUUGAAAAUACACUAUAAUGCUGUUCAUCUGAAGAUAAAGCACAAAUGUACAAUCGAGGGCUGCAAUAUGGUAUUUAGCUCUUUGCGUAGUCGAAAUCGUCAUAGUGCGAAUCCUAACCCCAGGCUCCAUAUGCCAAUGAACAGAAACAACAGGGACAAAGAUCUAAGAAACGGUUUGACAAUUGCUGGACCUGGAGAUAGUAAAAGGACAGAAUUUACUAUUUUAGCUCCGGAUAGCAGAACAAUUACCAGCUAUGCCAGCUCUUGUACAGAUGCAAAGGGCCAGGCUGGAUUUCCCAGUAUUGGACAGAACGGUGUCCUCUUUCCAAAUCUGAAAACAGUACAACCUGUUCUUCCUUUCUAUCGUAGUCCAGUCACACCGGCUGAGCUUGCUAAUACUCCAGGUACUCUUCCUUCUCUGCCCCUUGUUUCUUCCUCAAUACCAGAGCAGCUUAUUUCAAAUGAAUUGCCAUUUGACGUGCUACCCAAGAAGAAAUCCCGUAAAUCAAGCAUGCCUAUUAAGAUAGAGAAAGAAGUUGUUGAAACACCUCAUGAAAGUAGUGAUGUUGCCAGUUCUGAAGAUGAUACACGUCUGCAAGUGGUAAGCGAUGGAGAGCUUGAAUCCUGUGAGCAUAAGAUAGAGAAGCAGGUGUCCGGCAGGGUGGAAAAUCACCCCCAUUCAGGUAAUUCAUGGAAAUCUGUCUCUGGGGUGGAGGGCCCAAAGUAUUUUGAAUCUGUCUUUGCACCAGAUAACCAGUACAUCAAGGAUAUCUCUGAGAAUGAAUUACAUCACUGUGAGAAAGAGGUUAAACCAGAAGAAAAUCAACCAUUAAAAAUAGUUUCCCAUGAGAUUGUAUAUGAAGAUUCAAUACACCACCAAAAUGAUGUUAUAAAACCAAUGACUGAAUCCCCCAUAUAUGUUAAAGAGCAGUCAAAACGCAGGAUUUCUAAAGAUGACUGCCCUGAAUUACAACACCACUUGCUGACCGGGGGCUUUUUCAGCACUUUGUCAAACAGGGGUGCUGCCAUUGCUUGUUUUGAAGACUCUAAAGAUAUGGAUCAUGUCAGCCAACAUGCACUAGGGAUUCAGAAGGAAGAAAGCCGCUUUCAUUGUGACAUCUGUAAGAAGACUUUUAAAAACCCUUACAGUGUAAAAAUGCAUUUUAAAAAUGUACAUCUGAAAGAAAUGCAUAUUUGCACAGUUGAGGGCUGUAACGCUGCUUUCCCUUCUCGUAGAAGUCGAGACAGACAUAGUUCAAACCUAAAUCUUCAUCAUAAGCUUCUGACUAAAGAUACACUGGAAUUCAACAACCAUUUCAAUGCAACAUACCUCUUGAAAGACAUGGCUAAGGAGUUUUGUCAAGAUGUCUCUUUAAAACAACAUGUUGGACAUACUUCGGUAAUCUUCAAAGGAAUGAACAGAACAGGCAGCUUGGUUUUUCCAAUGAGCAAAAUUAGAGAACCCUGUUCUGAGAGUUACGGAUACGAUCCAUUGAAUGAUGGAGGUGUUCUGGAUCUAAGUACUACUUCCAGCAUUAAAUCUGAGAGCAGUGCUCAUUCUUCUUGGGAUUCUGAUGGAGGAAGUGAAGUGUGCACCAUGCCCUUGGAUGAUAGUGAUGAAAGCUGUGAAGGACCCAGCCUAAUGCCCAGUGAUGAACUCUACCAAGACUGUAAUUUAAUUGAGAAAGCUGAUCAGAACUUCAUAAAUUUACCUUCCAGUUUGCCAAUAACUUGUCACAUAUGUCAAAAAACUUACAGUAAUAAGGGAACUUUCAGGGCUCACUACAAAACUGUGCAUCUCCGCCAGCUCCACAAAUGCAAAAUCCCAGGUUGCAACACUAUGUUUUCAUCUGUUCGCAGUCGGAACAGGCACAGUCAAAACCCUAAUCUGCACAAAAGUCUGGCUGGGUCACCAACUAGCCUACAGUAAGACCAUGCUCAUCCAACUUUUUUUUUUUUCUUCCAGGAAUUAAUCAUUUCAAUUAAGGAAUGUGUUCAUUUAAACACACUUGACUUCCGGUGCACUCAACAACCACGGUCAAAUUCUUUUCUCCUGUGUGUGCUCUCCUGCAGUUUCAUUUAGCAAAGCUUGGUGCUGUAGUUUUUGUGCAAUUGUUUGGUUUGACAUGAAAUAGCUAGAGCUUCUGUAAGGAAGAGAAAGUGUUCUUGAAAUGGGGGAGGUAUGGAGUCAUUAACUAAAAUAUUUCCGAUACCUCUGAAGUAUUAUUUAUCAACAAUAGGAGCUUCAAAUGAGAGCUGUCAUCCUUUGUGUUUACAUGUAAAAUGGGUUGUUGUGCUGUGUAAGAAAUUGUAACAAUUGUGUUGUUUCCUCUGAUUGGCUUGAGAGUUCUGGGGCUAUUUCAUUUCUGACAACUUGAUCUGAAGCUGUCUUGCAGUAUUAAUUGAACGCGGCAUUUGCAGUUUACUGUACCUUGAAAUUUAAAGGAGUCCAAAUUUCCUGAAAUCCUGUAGUCCUUACUCUUCAAGUGGGAAUUUCACUUGAAUAGCAAUAUUUCAGCUUUUUUUAGAAUUUGAAACUGUUUACUUUGCAGAAGGAGAGGCCACUUAACUUGGCAGGGUUGCCUAAUUAACUGGGAGGCUCUUACAGAUUAGACAGAAAGAAACAAGUAAGAAAAGGAUUAGCUAAAAUUUCUAAGCUACAGCAAAUGCAUCCAUGACAUA
Meleagris gallopavo (turkey) is the source of this 3933-nucleotide messenger RNA. RefSeq names its product basonuclin zinc finger protein 1 (gene BNC1). Lineage: Eukaryota; Metazoa; Chordata; Aves; Galliformes; Phasianidae. The record is from RefSeq and is a predicted model, not a curated record. Gene Ontology annotation, biological process: regulation of transcription by RNA polymerase I. Gene Ontology annotation, cellular component: nucleus.